Messenger RNA from Penicillium taxi, 1164 nucleotides. RefSeq lists its product as uncharacterized. Gene Ontology annotation, molecular function: sphingosine N-acyltransferase activity. Gene Ontology annotation, cellular component: membrane. Lineage: Eukaryota; Fungi; Ascomycota; Eurotiomycetes; Eurotiales; Aspergillaceae. Gene Ontology annotation, biological process: ceramide biosynthetic process. The record is from RefSeq and is a predicted model, not a curated record. The transcript has 2 exons. The coding region runs from base 1 to 1164 and encodes 387 amino acids.
AUGCCCCAUUCUGGAAGCAACACCGAAGACGCCGCAGCGCGUCGCCAAGCUCAGAAGAAUGUUCGGCCGAACCAGCAUGCAGAUGUAGUCGAUGAGACUAAAACCAACGGCUCCAUGCGGGCAACUGAAUCAAGUAAAACGCAGCCGCCCCAGCCCCGAUCACCCAUAACAAAACGCACAUGGACCAUACCUCUAAUUCUAUUGAUUACAAUUCUUGGUCUAUACGCCAUCGAUCCGACGGAGAGCCACAUACUCCAUCAUUUCCUCUUCCUCUCUUACAGGCAAGAGCCGCUGGAACCCGGAGUCCCGGCGCAAUAUGGCAAGGGACUAUGGGACAUCGCAUUCGUGGUGUUCUAUACUAUUUUCCUGACGUUCACGCGUGAGUUCAUCAUGCAGGAAAUACUGGACCCACUUGCUCGCAUCUCUCCGAUUAGAUCGUGUGCGAAGCAGUUGCGCUUUAUGGAGCAGAUGUAUACUGCGAUCUACUUUGGGAUCAUGGGCCCUGCUGGUCUGUAUGUCAUGCGUCAGACGCCUGUCUGGUAUUUCAACACGACUGGCAUGUAUGAAGCCUUUCCGCAUCGCACUCAUGAGGCGGCGUUUAAAUUCUAUUACCUGUUUGAGGCGGCUUACUGGGCCCAACAGGCUCUUGUAAUGUUUCUCAGAAUGGAAAAGCCGCGCAAGGAUUACAAGGAGCUUGUUGCGCAUCAUAUUGUUACUUUAGCUCUCAUCGCGUUGAGUUAUCGGUUUCAUUUCACUUAUAUUGGUGUUGCUGUCUACACAACCCAUGAUAUCAGUGAUUUCUUUCUGGCUGUAUCCAAAUCCUUCCAUUAUAUCGACUCAGAUCUGGUCAUACCUUCUUAUGCUUUGAAUGUAUUCACCUGGAUCUAUCUGCGCCAUUACCUAAAUCUACGGAUUCUCUACUCUCUGCUGACCGAGUUCCGGACUGUCGGGCCUUAUGAACUCAACUGGGAGACACAGCAGUAUAAAUGCUGGAUCUCCAAUAUUAUCACUUUUGCCUUGUUGGCCCUGCUACAGAUUCUCAAUAUCUUCUGGCUGUAUUGUCUUUUGCGUAGUGCGUGGAAGUUCCUCGCUUAUGGCGUUAAGAAGGAUGAUCGGUCUGAAGAUGAGUCUGAGCUUGAGGAGAUUCAUGAGAAGGCUUCUUGA